Blastocystis hominis is the source of this 510-nucleotide messenger RNA. RefSeq lists its product as hypothetical. The transcript has 3 exons. Lineage: Eukaryota; Bigyra; Opalinata; Blastocystidae. The record is from RefSeq and is a predicted model, not a curated record. Gene Ontology annotation, molecular function: holo-[acyl-carrier-protein] synthase activity; magnesium ion binding. The coding region runs from base 1 to 510 and encodes 169 amino acids. Gene Ontology annotation, biological process: fatty acid biosynthetic process.
AUGAUCUAUGGGAUUGGAACCGACCUGGUCCAGCUUUCGAGGAUUGCUCGCACAUGGAACCGAUUUGGCGAUCGGUUUGUGCGACGGAUUCUGUCACCUCGGGAGAUCGUCGAAUUCGAGAGAUAUACACAACCCAAAGCCCAAUUUCUUGCCUCGAGAUGGGCGAUAAAGGAAGCGACCUACAAGGCGCUCCGCCAUCCGGGAAUUCCUUUCAACGCAAUCCAAGUGCUCCCGGACCAUCACAACAUCCGAAGUCCUUUACACCUCGAAUUCGAUGGAAAGGCAAAGGAGGUCGCGACGGAGAGCCACAUCACUGCUUCUCACCUCUCUGUGAGUCACGAAAACGACAUGUGCGUAGCUUUUGUAAUAUUAGAAUCGAAUUUCCCUCUUUUGUCCAACAAAGAACCCAAUCUGUUACAAAAUGACACAUUUCUUUUCCUGCUUCGAAUGGAACGAAUACUCCGACGAUCCCUUCAUCGGCUGCUGUAUUCUUGCUAUGCGUGCGGCUAA